AUCCGGUCGGUCACAAUCGUGCGGGAAUGUGCAUUCGUGAAUCACUCAUCGCAUCCCCCAACGUUCUACCGUAUUGUACGGUACAGCCCUGUGGUUGGUACAUUACUGUAGACUGUAGUAAGUCGAGGUGAUGGUCGAUCGCUCCUCGUCGCACCAACACCAACCCACCCUCCACAAUCCAUUCGCACUCCUCACGGAGAAAGAGACGACCGUCCMUACAGCAUCGUACCGAUUCGGAAUGAGCCAGGUUUACUCGACGGAACCCCAGACCAGCGGUUCGGUGGUCUUCGAGACGACCGCCGGACCCCUCUCCAUCCACCUGUGGUGCAAGGAGUGCCCGCACACGGUCCGCUACUUUUUGCAGCUCUGCAUCGACGGCUUUUACGACAACCUCGUCUUCCACCGGAUCGUUCCCGGCUUUCUAGUGCAAACGGGGGACGCCGCCUUUCGGCAGGGCGCGGGMAGCAACGACGACGRCAACGAGGGCGAGAAUCCGCGGAAASAGCCGCCGUCCAAAACCUAUCGGAGGCAACACGGGGCGGGAACGGCACUGGACCGCCGAAAGUACGAGCUGAACAGUCGCAUACGGUUCAACCACCGGGGGCAGAUCGCCAUGGCACUGGGGAUCGACGACGACAACGAWRACGAWRACGAWAACGAUAASGACGAGGGAUCCCUCGYGGCGGCGCGGCUCCAGCCCCAGUUUUUCAUCACCCUCGACGAGGCCUCCCACCUGGACGGGAAGCACGUCUGCUUCGGCGGGAUCACCGGGCCCACCGUCUUCAACGCCCUGAGGAUCGGUGGGGCCGAUGUCUACCACAACGAGGCCGACGAGGCCGAUCCGAAGAACUUCCGGCCGCGGAUUCUAUCGGAGGCGCCGAGGAUCCUGCGGACCAGGAUCCUGUCGGCCGAUCUGCCCCCGACGCUUCCGGCGCUGGCCCCSACCCAGGACCGCUCGAUGGUGCCGUGGGCCUUCGAUCCGCUCGGGACCGCGUYCGCCCCCCCCAAGCCAAAGCGCAAGAAAAAGAACCGCAAGGGGGUCAAGAACACGAACCUCCUGAGUUUUGGGGAAGAAAUGAUCGGGGACGACGGCGACGGCGACGGCGAUGGCGGCGCGAAGGGCAAGAAGAAAAAGAUGCUCAGCAGCCACGAUGUUCUGGCGAGCAAAUCCCUCUCCUCGGAGCGAUCGAUYCCGUCCGAACCCUCUCCCAAGGAAAGGGAAUCGGCGUCCUCCGGCAACAAGGAUCCAGAGGACGCCGCUGCCACCGAUCCCCACAAAGACACACCACUGGGCGGGGCAGCGUCAGCGUCAGCGAACCAUAGCCAAACCCCGGCACCAACUCCGACGCCAGCAACCGACACCGGCACCGCGGCGACGGAUUCCGGGCGCGGCGCCGGCCCRYCCCUGCACCCCACCUUUUCUUCCCGUGCCGACCGAGAGACGGCGGCUUCCGCCGAAAGACAUCCGGUUUCCGGUGCAAGCGACCGCGGCGCCAAGCCCGAGAAGAAGAAGGACAAWCCCAAAAAGACAAGCCUGGUAGAAGCACGCCGCGCGAGGUACGCUAGCAAGAACAGCAGGAAGAAGGGAAGCAGCAAGCAGCAGCGGGAAGAAGAGACCAUGGCGAGGUUCAAGGCCUUUCAACAGAAAAUCACCACCCACCAGAAAGAAAGCGGCAUCGGCGACGGGGCGUCCGGUGCCACCGCCGCUACCUACCACGGGCAGAUCCUCGAAACCGACGACGCCACCGGUGGCAGCGAUUGGAUCCGAACCAGGUUCAAGUGCAAGAAACACAUGGACCAGGACGCCAGGGGCAUGGGGGGCGCCGACGGCAGGGGCAUCGACGACUACGUGGUGAUCGAGGAGCGCGGCUCGGCGACGGACCGGAAACCGGGGAAGCGAAAGAGGCACCGGCACGGCUAGUCCUUGUCGGCACCGGUUGGUGCGAGAGCAGCAGGAAUARUACUAUUCUGAUAGUGAUGCCGUGAAUAAUUGCUAAACGUAAAA
Molecule: messenger RNA, 2005 nt
Organism: Pseudo-nitzschia multistriata
Lineage: Eukaryota; Bacillariophyta; Bacillariophyceae; Bacillariales; Bacillariaceae
Source: the annotation of a GenBank genome assembly